This is a messenger RNA of Nicotiana tabacum (common tobacco), 1772 nucleotides long. RefSeq names its product tubulin beta-1 chain. NCBI's taxonomy places the organism in Eukaryota, Viridiplantae, Streptophyta, Magnoliopsida, Solanales, Solanaceae. Gene Ontology annotation, cellular component: microtubule. Gene Ontology annotation, biological process: microtubule-based process. The record is from RefSeq and is a predicted model, not a curated record. Gene Ontology annotation, molecular function: GTPase activity; GTP binding; structural constituent of cytoskeleton.
AAAAGAUUACAGCCGUUGAUCUUUUCCCCCUCUUCAAUAUAAACUUCUUCAUAGGCUUCACUUCUUCGCACCCACUCGCUUCACUCUCCAACUACUCUCUCGAUCAAUUUUCAGAUUUCUUCAGUUGCCUUCCCGAUUUUAAAGAAAAAAUGAGAGAAAUCCUGCACAUUCAAGGUGGACAAUGUGGAAACCAGAUCGGAUCAAAGUUCUGGGAAGUUGUCUGUGAUGAACAUGGAAUUGAUCCUACUGGACGCUAUGUUGGAACCUCAGAUCUGCAGUUGGAACGUGUUAAUGUGUAUUACAAUGAAGCGUCAUGUGGGAGAUUUGUUCCACGUGCAGUUCUCAUGGAUCUUGAGCCUGGCACGAUGGACAGUGUGAGGACUGGUCCUUAUGGCCAGAUUUUUAGGCCUGAUAACUUUGUUUUCGGUCAAUCUGGUGCUGGAAACAAUUGGGCCAAGGGACAUUACACUGAGGGUGCUGAGCUUAUUGAUUCUGUUCUAGAUGUUGUCAGGAAGGAGGCUGAGAAUUGUGACUGUCUUCAAGGAUUCCAAGUGUGCCACUCACUUGGUGGAGGAACAGGUUCUGGAAUGGGCACCUUGCUGAUCUCAAAGAUCAGGGAGGAAUACCCUGAUCGCAUGAUGCUCACAUUCUCUGUGUUCCCAUCACCAAAGGUUUCAGAUACGGUGGUUGAGCCAUAUAACGCUACCCUUUCAGUGCAUCAGCUUGUUGAAAAUGCUGAUGAGUGUAUGGUGCUUGACAAUGAAGCUUUAUAUGACAUCUGUUUCAGGACUCUCAAGCUUACCACACCCAGCUUUGGAGAUUUGAACCACUUGAUUUCUGCUACAAUGAGUGGGGUUACUUGCUGCCUUAGGUUCCCGGGUCAAUUGAACUCUGAUCUUCGGAAGCUUGCUGUUAACCUGAUCCCUUUCCCUCGUUUACACUUCUUCAUGGUUGGGUUUGCUCCUCUCACUUCUCGUGGUUCACAGCAAUACCGUGCAUUAACAGUCCCGGAGCUGACUCAGCAAAUGUGGGAUGCCAAGAACAUGAUGUGUGCUGCUGAUCCACGUCAUGGUCGUUACCUCACUGCCUCAGCCAUGUUCAGGGGUAAAAUGAGCACUAAGGAAGUCGAUGAGCAGAUGAUUAAUGUUCAGAACAAGAACUCUUCUUACUUUGUUGAAUGGAUUCCAAACAAUGUAAAAUCCAGUGUCUGUGACAUCCCACCCAGAGGUCUCUCAAUGGCAUCCACCUUCAUUGGAAACUCAACUUCCAUUCAGGAAAUGUUUAGGAGGGUGAGCGAGCAGUUUACUGCUAUGUUCAGGAGAAAGGCUUUCUUGCAUUGGUACACAGGGGAAGGAAUGGACGAAAUGGAGUUCACAGAAGCUGAAAGCAACAUGAACGACCUUGUGUCUGAGUAUCAGCAAUAUCAGGAUGCCACUGCUGAUGACGAAGGUGAAUACGAGGAGGAGGAAGAGUACGAUCAUGAAGGCAACUGAAGAAAGACAGAUUAUUAUAUGUGGUGUAAUAUGUUUCUGAUCGCCCAGAGAUAUAUAAGCAGUUUUUUUCUUGUAUGUUGCAUCUUUGCGUACACUUUGCUGUGAAGUCCAGCUAGUUUUGGGCUUACGUAGUUUAUCAGGAGUGAAUGCUGGAGAGUGAGGAGCGUGGGUUUCAAGUUGUAAUACUGCUAUCUGUUUCUGCUUAAAUAUUUGUUAUCUUUUUCUUUUUGUGGUUAAUAUUCUCCAUUAUGCCAUUACAAGGUUCGUACCUUUCAGCCA